Molecule: messenger RNA, 1072 nt
Organism: Cylicocyclus nassatus
Lineage: Eukaryota; Metazoa; Nematoda; Chromadorea; Rhabditida; Strongylidae
Source: the annotation of a GenBank genome assembly
GGCUUAGAAGAAGGUGGUGAUGUCGAGCGAGAAUAUAAGAGAUCUCCAUAAAGGGAAGAUCAUUGGCGGACGAUGGCGUCUGGUCUCUAAGAUUGGCGAGGGUGCAAUGGGAGCAAUAUACAAAGUAGAAGACAGGAAAAGAAAGAACUUCUGCGGAGCGUUAAAGCUGGAAAGCGAUCUGUCUGAAGGGGGAGUUCUGAAGCUAGAAGUUUUCGUUCUCAAAAAAUUACAGGGACUGAAGCACACAGUAAAGUUAUACGACUCAGGGCAGACAAACAAAUAUUGCUUCAUGGUGAUGUCACUCCUUGGAAAAGAUUUGUGGAGGCUAAGGGUAGAAUCGAAUAAGCCCUUUUCAGAGUCAACUACUCUGAGGGUAGCAAUCAAUACACUCUUCGCUAUAAAGAAGGUGCACGAACUAGGCUAUGUUCAUAGAGACAUCAAACCAGGAAACUUUCUUAUAGGUCGAAUAGGCCGAGAAAAGCGGAUACUGUUUUUGAUUGAUUACGGAAUGGUACGAUCCUUUGUAGCCACAGAUAAAGAUACAGGCAAGUUAGCGAUACGUCAACCUCGAGAUGGAGCGCAACUAUUUCGGGGAACUCCAAAAUACUGUAGCUUGAACUGUCACUAUAGAAAGGAGCAGGGACGUGUUGACGAUCUUUGGUCAUGGCUAUACAGCCUCAUUGAAAUUCAUUGCAAGUUACCGUGGAGUGCGCUUCUAGAAGAAAACAAAGUUUUACCUAUCAAAGAAGCAUGUUCAGAAAAUGACCUACUUCGCAGAUGCCCAGAAGAAUUCAGAAAGAUCUAUCGGUACCUAAAAACACUGAAAUACGAGGAUAGACCAGACUAUUAUGGGCUGUUUAGUGAGUGCAUGGCUGGCCUAAAGCGAGUUCGUGGAUCGUUUCUAGACCGAUACGAAUGGGAGACAGAGAUUAAAGAUGACAUGGAAACAGCCUUAUCAAUAUCGGACGAAGACAGGAAAACACACAAGCCAGUUGGAAGGAACAGAAUUGCGCAGAAGAUCUAUCCGUUUGCAACAAAAGAAGUUUUCAGAGAAAAUAUACUCAAUUUAUAA